Molecule: messenger RNA, 3144 nt
Organism: Pieris macdunnoughi
Lineage: Eukaryota; Metazoa; Arthropoda; Insecta; Lepidoptera; Pieridae
Source: the annotation of a GenBank genome assembly
AUGAUAUCUAUAAAAUGGGCUGGCGCCAGUAUUUUUCAACUUGGCUCUUUUCUUUUCUUAUUAUUCUAUUUAAUGGGGAUUCUUAAUGUGAAUUUUAGUGAUAAAAAUAAUUAUUGUGUCAUGACAUAUAUGUUCGAAUAUCCUCAAUUUGUGCGAAUAUCCAUGAUUGAAAGUAAUAUAUACCCACAAUAUGGUUUAUACACAUAUAGUGAAGGCCGUUUUACAGAGAGAGCCAGGAAGAUGUGGUUUGAUGGUGUACCUGUGUUAUUUUUGCCUGGAAAUUCUGGCAGUCAUAUGCAAGCAAGAUCUCUUGCAUCAGUAGCAUUAAGAAAAGCAUUAUCUAAUGGUUAUGAAAACCAUUUUGAUUACUUCACAAUAAGCUAUAAUGAGGAGUUGUCUGGCCUUUAUGGAGGAGUGCUUCAAAGUCAAACUCAGUUUGCAGCAGCUUGUGUUUCAAAAAUUUUAAGCCUAUAUAAAAACAAAUACACUAAAUCUAUUCCAUCAUCUGUGAUAUUAAUUGGUCAUUCAAUGGGAGGAGUCAUAGCUAAAAGGCUUUUAGCCUACCCAAGUACAAUAAAUACAACAAAUAUUGCAAUAACAUUAGCAGCACCAUUAGAAGCACCAAUUGUAAACUUUGAUACUGCCAUAAAUGACUUCUACAAAUUAAUGGAUCUGGAAUGGAAAAUUUAUGUUGAACCGAAUAAAGAAAUAAUAGAUAAAAAGCUAUUGAUUAGUUUUGGCAGUGGCCCUAGAGAUCUUUUAGUGCCUGCAGGGUUAACGUCAUCAAAUGUCAGUUAUGUUAAUACUUUGGCAACCGCAAUUCCGGGAGUAUGGGUAUCACCAGAUCAUAUCAGUAUGGUUUGGUGCAAACAAUUAGUUUUGGCAAUAAACCGCUAUCUAUUUGAUAUCAUUGAUACAAGGACUGAUCAAAUUACUGAUAACUAUGAACAUAUCCAAGUGAAAUCGCUACAAUAUUUUGUGGCUAACCGUUCAAUGACUUUGAGCGAGAAAUCGCGUGCAAAUGUUAAUAUGAUAGCGGAUGCGUUUUGGUACGAAGAUAACAGAAGGAUUUAUCAAAUAUCUAGACCGGAGAUUGACAGGAUUACGUACUUGAUGAUUCGUCUUGUAACAUUUCCACAAAAUCGAUUUGUUGCCAUUGAAACUGUUAAUGUUGAUGACAAAGAAUGGCUCUUUGGGUGUAACGCUAAGGAUGUUCAUAGCACAUACAGAUAUUGUAAAACAGCGAUGUCGUUAAGCGAAUUAAGUAGAUGGAGCGCUUCUGCCACUGGAGAAAAACGGAAAAUGGCCACAAUUAACUUGCACAGUAUUAUAGAAAAAUAUCCCGAAUGGACUCACGUUAUUGUUAAAGUUUCGCCAACCAGAAAGCCGAUUACUCUAAACGUUGAUAUAAACGAUUACGCGUCACGUCAAAUUAUCGUUAACCUACCGUCUACAUUGUCGUUUACAAAACACGUAAUAAAGCAAGAAACUGAGCCGAAUAGCUUGUACUACGAGUUGAUUUUAGCGGAUUUAAAUGCGGUACACGAAGCGUACCUGUUGUAUGUGGAACCCGUUGACACGUGUCAUACGUAUCACGUGACCGCUGAGAUGCAAGUCCCGUGGGCGAAGAAUAACGAGUACUACCACUAUUUCACGCACUUGAAGCGAUCCCCGAUGAAAUUGAGGCUUUUCAAAAGUAACCCAAACGUGACUUCAGAUGAGAAAAUAAAAAUCACUCUUCUAUUGGAUCCGAGAUGCUCCUUCACGAUAAGUAUAUCAGGUAGCUGGUACUACCGUCUUGCCCAGUUGGUGCGUAAUUACAGCCCAGUUUUAGUACCAUAUGUGGCUGCCAUAGUACUUUUAGCAGUACGGGCCAAUCUAAUAAACUUGAAAGAGCAUGGAUCCUGUGUCUCAAUACAUACAGCGCUUAUGAGCGAAGGUGUCAAGCCAUAUUAUGUGUUGGUGUUUAGCCGACUGGCUAUUAUGGGAAUAAUGUCGGUACCACUAUUGCCAAUAAUAUUAGAGAAUGCUAGCUGGAACAAUUUAGAACUCCAGUACUUUACGAAAUCUUUGUUAGUAUUGCCGGCGUAUAUGACGGCUCUCGGUAUAGUGAACGUGGCAGCCGCCGGGAUACUUGCUGUGAUGGUGUUUUCAUCACAAUUGGCUCAUCGAUUGCUUUUUAAAAUAGUAUGGCGCGGUGGCAACGGACUAGCGGAAAAAGUCGCGUCGGGUCUCCAAAAAGUUCCGCUAGUGGUGAGUGCGGCGCUAGUGUGCGCAGUGCCACUCUCAUGUGGUGCUGCGGCCUUGACUGCGGGAGCGGCUUUUUACGCUUUUAUGAUUUCAAAAAUGUAUGAAGAAUAUCUGGAGGAUUAUGUGUAUAAAUUAUUGGCAAAAGUUGGUAGUAGAUUGUGUAAGAUGUUCAUAAAGCAAACUAAGGAGACAUGUAAUAAAGAACUCAAAGACCAGAAAGCUGAAGAGAUUACCAAUGCAGUUGUCAAGAAUGACUGUAUAGAUGCACCCGAAGAAACAGUUGAUGAAGAUCUCAAUAAUAUUAAUUUCCAUAUGAUGUUAUUCUUUAUGUGGAUGUGUGUUACAUUAGUUAAUAUACCAGCAUUACUGACUUGGGCAAGGAAUUUUAAGUACAGCAUGGUAUUAACACCUGACACUUCUUACCACACUGGUAUGCUUAUGUCAGCUUGCUCAGGUAUUGUCUGGCAAAUGGAUGGACCUCAAAAGAAAUUAAAAUUCUAUGAUGCAGUCAUUUCAUUGCUCUUUACAAUGGCAGUAUUUAUCAUAGCACUUGGACCAUUUUCAAUAUCUAUUAUUAACUAUGGUGUUUCAAUUAUGUUUGCCAUAAUAACUUUUCAACAAUUGCUCAAUAAAGAAGAAAAAUCUUGUAAUACUGUAGGAAACACACAAGAUAAGAAAGAAGAUUCCAGUGAAGAGCCAAGUACCAAAGAAAAUCCUAAAUCUAAUUUAAAUAACAUCAAUGAAAACUCAGUUGCUAGUAGCUCUGAAGAAAAGUCUCAAAAUACUAGUGAAAAUAUUGAAACUGAACUAAAUUGUGAUGUCUGCAAUGAAAGCAGAAUUUAUACAAUGUUCAAAAAUCUCAGAGACAAAAUUAAUUUUAGUGAUGAUAAUUAA